Messenger RNA from Dipodomys ordii (Ord's kangaroo rat), 2763 nucleotides. It is a transcript of the gene Znf41, whose product is annotated as zinc finger protein 41. The record is from RefSeq and is a predicted model, not a curated record. Gene Ontology annotation, biological process: regulation of DNA-templated transcription. NCBI's taxonomy places the organism in Eukaryota, Metazoa, Chordata, Mammalia, Rodentia, Heteromyidae. The transcript has 3 exons. Bases 1 to 2376 code for a protein of 791 amino acids.
AUGCUUAUCCCCUAUGCUGACCACAUAACCUUGAAUAGGGUUGUGUUGUUACAGUUCUCAGUGUCAUUUGAGGAUGUGACAGUGGAUUUCAGCAAGGAGGAGUGGCAAAGCUUGGACCAUGGUCAGAGGCGCCUGUACUGGGAUGUGACACUGGAGAACUACUGCCACCUUCUCUCAGUGGGGUACCACAUUGCCAAAACAGAGACUGUCUUCAAGUUGGGGCAAGAAGAGGAGCCAUGGACGCCAGAGGAGGAAGCCCCACAGGAGAGCUGUUUGGGUGAGGCUAUUUGGAAAAGUAAACAGCAGGAAAUUUCUGGAGAGGUUCCAUUUCACUGUGAGACAUUUGAUCUACCCACAGAAAAUUCCUUAUGUUCUAUUUUAGAACUGCGGCAAGAGAAUGACCAGCGAGAGCAAUGUCAGGAAAACCCACGAAACCCUUUAAGCCAUGUCAAAGUAUUGAUUAAGGACAAGGCUUAUGACUGUCAAAACAUGGGAAAAAUAAUUCACAAAACUACCAAGUUUAUUCCCCUAAUUAAAGGACUCCAUCACUGUGGCACAUCUGGAACAAGAUUGAAGCAUGUUUUAAACUUAUAUAGUCAGAGUAGAAUCACUCCAGAAAAGAACCCUGACAAAAUUUUUGGAAGUUCACAUAGCUCUUACUCAACUAAGAAUGACCAGGCUAACAUGGGAGCGACUUCCUAUGAAUAUAAUCAAUGUGAAAGUUACCUCAGCCAAAAACAAGCUUUCAAACUCCAUCAAGAAAUAUAUCCUGGGGUGAAGCUUCAUGUAUAUAAUGAAUAUGUAAAGAUCUUCCCUCAGAAGCUGAUUGAGCAUCAGGACAUUCAUGCUGUAGAAAAAUCCUAUGAGGGCAACCAAGAUGAGAAAGUAUUCACUCCAAAACCCCACACUGACAUACACCAGGGUGUUUCUAGAGGAAAGAAACCCCAUCUAUGUACUCAGUGUGGGAAGUCUUUUACCCUCAAGUCAAACCUCACUACACAUCAGAAAAUCCACACUGGGCACAAACCCUUUAAAUGCAAUGAAUGUGGAAAAGCCUUUUUGCAGAAAUCUGAUCUCUUUAGACAUCUGAAAAUACAUACAGGAGAAAAACCUUAUGAGUGCAGUGAAUGUGGAAAAGCCUUUUUCCAGAAAUCAGAUCUCUUUAGACAUCUGAGAAUUCACACAGGAGAAAAACCUUUUGAAUGCAACGAAUGUGGAAGAGGCUUCUCGCAGAAUUCCGACCUCAGUGUCCAUCUCAGGACCCAUACUGGGGAGAAGCACUAUGAAUGCAGAGAGUGCGGCAAAGCUUUCACAAGAAAAUCAACCCUUAAGAUGCACCAGAGAAUUCACACUGGAGAGAAGCCUUAUGUGUGCAUGGAAUGUGGCCAGGCCUUCAUCCAGAAAUCACAUUUCAACAUGCACUGGAGGAUUCACACUGGAGAGAAGCCUUAUGAGUGCAGCGACUGUGGGAAGUCCUUUACUAAGAAGUCCCAGCUCCAUGUGCAUCGAAGAGUCCACACAGGAGAGAAGCCCUAUGUUUGUACUGAAUGUGGAAAGGUCUUUACUCAUAGGACAAAUCUCACCACACAUCAGAAAACUCACACUGGAGAGAAACCUUAUAUAUGUGCCGAAUGUGGGAAGGCCUUUUCAGAUCAUUCUAAUCUCAUCAAACACCAGAAGACUCAUAGUAGAGAGAAACCCUAUGAAUGUAAUGGCUGUGGAAAAGCAUUUGUAUGGAAGUCACGUCUUAAAAUCCAUCAGAAAUCUCAUAUGGGAGAGAGACACUAUACAUGCAAGGAGUGUGGGAAAGCCUUUAUCCAGAAAUCAACACUAAAUGUGCAUCAGAGAAUCCAUACAGGAGAGAAGCCCUACAUUUGUCCUGAGUGUGGGAAGGGCUUCAUACAAAAAUCCCAUUUCAUUGUACACCAUAGAAUUCACACUGGAGAGAAGCCUUAUGAGUGCAGUGAUUGUGGGAAAUGCUUCACUAAGAAGUCACAGCUUCGGGUGCAUCAGAAAAUCCACACAGGUGAGAAACCCUAUGUAUGUGCUGAGUGUGGAAAGGCCUUCACUGAUCGGUCCAAUCUCAUAGCACAUCAGAAAAUUCAUACCAGGGAGAAACCCUAUAAGUGUAGUGACUGUGGGAAAUCUUUCACCUGGAAGUCACGCCUCAGCGUACAUCAAAGAUCGCAUACUGGAGAGAGGCAUUAUGGGUGCAGCAAGUGUGGGAAAGUCUUUAUGCAGAAAGCAACACUAAGUAUGCACCAGCUAAUUCAUACAGGGAAGAAGCCCUACUCUUGUACUGAGUGUCAGAAGGCCUUCACUGACAGAUCAAACCUCAUUAAACACCAGAAAACCCACAGUGGAGAAAAACUGUAAAGCCAUUGAAUGAGAGAGCCUUUGACUAGAAAUCACAAUGUGCCUAGCCUACAUUGGCUCAGCCUAGCAGCAACAUUUCAUGCUUCAGUCAUAGUACAGAGUAAGCAGAGGUGGUGACUUGAGUGAACAGAGGCAUCGGUGCCAAAAAUGUCCUUUUAUUGACUGAAAAUACAAAUUCUAUAGAAAUCACAAUGUGCCUGCAUCAGUUUGGCUUAGUGGGGAAGAACAUUUCAUGCUGCAAUCAUGGUACAGGGGAAGUAGAGGUGGUGACUUCAGUGAACAGAGGCAAAUGGUGUUAAAACAUCCUUCCGUUGACUAGAAAUACAAGUUCCAGCUUUGUUCCAGUUGACACAGUUAUUUGCAUAGGGAGCUUUUUUAUGUAUUUUA